This is a messenger RNA of Lachnellula hyalina, 1764 nucleotides long. RefSeq names its product Efflux pump (gene FUB11). Gene Ontology annotation, biological process: transmembrane transport. The transcript is spliced from 4 exons. NCBI's taxonomy places the organism in Eukaryota, Fungi, Ascomycota, Leotiomycetes, Helotiales, Lachnaceae. The record is from RefSeq and is a predicted model, not a curated record. Gene Ontology annotation, molecular function: transmembrane transporter activity. The coding region runs from base 1 to 1764 and encodes 587 amino acids.
AUGGCGCAACCAAGUUCCUCAUCAUCGUCAAUAACGGCGGGGGAAAAUCAUCCCAACCGAGAUGUGGAUGUGGAUUUGGAGGCUCAGAGUGUACAGGAAGAGGCUUCGCAUUGGGAGCUCGUUUUUGACCAGACCCAUAUAACCAAACAUAUUCUAGAGUGGGACUACAAAGGAUCAGGCACUGAGGCGGACCCCUACAUUGUGGAAUAUAUACCCAACGAUCGCAGAAAUCCCAUGAACUGGACGGACCUGACAAAAUGGACCAUCACGAUGCUAGUAGCAGUUUCAACCCUUGCCGUUGCCUUUGUCUCCUCUGCAUACUCUGGUGGCAUCGAUGAAAUCAUGUUAGAGUUCCAUGUCGGCUCAGAAGUCGCCACUCUCGGCCUCUCCCUCUUCGUCCUAGGCUUUGCAAUUGGACCCUUGAUCUGGGCGCCCAUGUCUGAGCUCUGGGGCCGCCAAUAUCUGUUCUUCGGCACCUACAUGAUGCUCACAGUCUUCAACGCCGGGGCCGCGGGUUCGAAAAACAUCCAAACACUCAUCAUCCUCAGAUUCUUCGCUGGAUCAUUCGGAUCAUCGCCGUUAACGAAUGCCGGAGGUGUGAUUGCGGAUAUGUUCCCUGCGAAACAGCGGGGAUUGGCAGCGGGUGUCUUCGCCUCUGCACCGUUCCUUGGCCCGACGCUGGGACCGAUCAUUGGGGGGUUCUUGGGCGAGACGAAAGGUUGGAGAUGGGUCGAGGGGCUGAUGGCUAUCUUCACUGGCGCUUUGUGGAUCAUUGGCGCUUUGACGAUACCCGAGACGUAUUCUCCUCUUAUCCUUCGCAGACGCGCCAAGCAGCUGAGCAAGCAGACGGGCAAGUUCUAUAAAAGUAAGAUGGAGCUUGAGGGUGGGACGAAGACUGCAGGUCAGGAAUUCAAGACGGCGCUUUCGAGGCCGUGGGUCUUGCUCUUCACAGAGCCGAUUGUUUUUUUGUUGAGUGUUUAUAUGGCCAUUAUAUACGGGACUCUGUAUAUGCUCUUUGGGGCUUUCCCGAUUGUUUAUCAAGAGGAACGUGGAUGGAGUCCGGGUAUUGGGGGUUUGAGUUUCCUAGGUGUAAUGGUAGGCAUGAUCCUAGCCGUCAUCUACUCCAUCUGGGACAACGGUCGCUACGCCCGGGUCGCGGAAAAACAUGGAGGCCACGCGGCUCCAGAAGCCCGACUCCCUCCCUCUAUGAUCGGCAGUAUCUUACUCCCCGUCGGCCUCUUCUGGUUCGCAUGGACUAACGGACCCUCGAUCCACUGGUCCGUCUCCAUUAUCGGUGCCGCGCCCUUUGGUUUCGGCAUGGUGCUGGUGUUCUUGAGCAUUAUGAACUACCUCAUUGAUGCGUAUGUGAUUUAUGCGGCCAGUGUGCUGGCUGCUAACAGUGUGCUGCGGAGUAUUUUCGGUGCCGUGUUUCCGCUUUUCACUACUUAUAUGUUCCAAAACCUGGGAAUCCACUGGGCGUCCUCCGUCCCUGCCUUCCUCGCACUCGCAUGUGUACCAUUCCCCUUCCUGUUCUACAAGUACGGAAAGGCCAUCCGGUUGAAGUGCAAGUACGCUGCUGAGGCAGCAGCGGUUUUGGACCGCAUAAGAGGGGCUCAGGAUAAUGGGGAUACGACGGACAAUGGGACGGACAAUGAGGGGAAGACAGAUGAUGAGAAGGAGAGGACGGAUGGCGAUGAUGAAGUGGACAGCGGGGUCCAGGGGGGUCGCCAGGAGGGUGUGAUUACGAAUAAACCGACUCAAUAA